GAGCUGAGCUCCUUUCUGAUAAUGUGUGAUUAUUUAAUUCUUGGGAUAUUAAAGAAAGAUAACGUUAUUGCUUGAAGUUCGAAGGUGGGAUCUGGACACUUUUUGUUCUGCGUUUCAAUUUUGAUGUCGGAGAGGAGUCUCUUGGAACUUUUGUUUCUUGUCUCAACAGAGAGGGAAAUUGUGACUUCGUUCCUAAUCUGCACGCGCGCGCGUAAAUAAAAUACACUACGUACUGUACUCACAUCAUCUAGAAGCUCGAAAAAGGUAUUGGGCUUAGUAGAGGAUAAUGGAAAUGGGAAGGAGCGCGGUACUUCCCAGUGUUGCGGAGCAUGCGCAUGAGAGAGAGGCUCCGGGAAGGGGGGGAGCGGAAGAGGUGAUAAAGAAAUAUAGAGUUCAUGUUAGUUCGAAAUAUCUUGAUCUAACGAAGAAGAAAUUGGAAUUGACGCGAUUGCCGCACGAAAGGCGAGGGGAAGAGGAGGGGAAAAUUGGAGGGGAUGCGGAAAGUGAGCAAAUGAAUGAAGAGGGUGUGGUAACCAAGAAGGAGAUUGAGGGCUUGAUUGAUUAUUGGCUAGAAAACUAUUCCUGGCGCACAAGGGAAGAUUAUUAUAAUUCGGCAUACCCGCAAUAUCGCACUACGUUCACAAUUCCGAAGUCUAACAGCAAUGCGCAAGAAGGAUCGAGUCAAUCGCUACGCAUUCAUUUCAUACACAUACGCAGCUCUCACGCAAAUGCAGUCCCGCUGUUGUUGGUUCCAAGUUUUCCAAACAGUAAUCUGAGUUUGGAUAUAGAAGGUUUGAGUAAGGAGUUAUGUGAGCCAGAGAUUUUGGGGGAGAAUGAUCAAGAACACGGGAGCAGGCAGAGACGGGAACACAAACAAGCUUUUGACGUUGUGAUACCAUCAAUACCAGGCACGGGGUUUAGCGAUGAGAUACCUGGGUCUAGAGCUGAUGUUAUGGGGGAAACGGCCAGAUUAUUUGGACAGUUGAUGAAGAGGUUGGGUUAUGAAUAUUAUAUUGCAUCAAUGAUGGGAUCUGGGCGAGAGAGGGGUGGGGAAGUGGAUUAUUAUUUAGGCAGAAGGAUUGGUGAUCUGGAAGGCUGCAGAGGUGUGCAUUUGAUUGAACCAAGAUGGGGAGUUCCGACCGUGAAAGAAGGAAUUUGGGAUUGGGUAAGGUGGAAGGUGGCAUUAUUCUUCCACGCGGGAGUUUGGGGGUAUGAGGAAGGAGACUGGAGGAACUUGAGUUUGCAGAUGAGACAAAAGGAACACCGAAUCCCGACGAGAACGUCGUUGUUGAGUGGGAAGAAAAGAAGAGCAGGAAAUGGAGCCGUUACGAGUAUUGGGUUGAGAGAACCAGAUGCAAUAGCUUACGCGCUUUGUGAUUCUCCAGUUGGCCUGUUAAGCUUUGUCGCGACAGCACUCAAGAAGAAGAAUCCGAAGCAUCAAUUGAGCAAAGAGAAAAUUAUUGAUCUUUGUCAGUUAUGUUGGUUGCCGGGACCUGAAGCUGCGUUGCGAUAUUAUGCAAAUGCAGUACAAGAAAGUGAGCAAUUAGAAGGGGAAAAGAAGAACAGAAAAAGACAAAGGGUAGCAAUAACGGUAUUUAAUGGAGAGGAGACUGCUGUUGGAUAUAGUCCUCCUGCUUGGGGGAUGGGCAUGCACGAAGUUGUCUUCGUUCAAAGGGCAAGUGGAAAGGCCGGUCUUUUGGAAUGGGAAAGAUCGAAUGUUAUCUUUGAGGGUAUUCGUGGCUUGGCAAAUGAAGCAAUAAGGUUGGAUGACAAAAUCCAGCUGCGAAGAUUGGAAGGAGUAGUUGUUGAUAGGGGAUUGGAACAUCUCGAAUCCAGCCAUGGUAUGCAACUAGAUGUUGAAAGCCCGGAUACAAUUGUCGCCGGUUAAGGUCAUGAUGUUGCAAGCCGAACGCGAAAAAUCAGAAAAUAGGAUCAGACCAACGUGGAAAAGAGAAGGUUGCGACGAUACGGUGGAAGAUGGAGGGGACAUAUGGAUUGGAGUGCUAAUGAGGAACGAUCUGUUUUCGAGAUACCAAGGGAAUGUUUACUUACGCACACAUAAAUUUCGUUGAUAAAUUAAUGCUCAUGUACGACUCACUAUCAAACGCCAAAUCCAUGUGAAACCAUCUAUUUUAGACACAAAUUGAAUGCCAAGACAUCGGGCUGACCCCUCAAGAUUGACGCCCGCGUUUGUUGGUAAACGGGAGGAGUGUGAUCGACCCGGCCUCGGGCUGACAUGGGCAUUGCAGAUAAAUCGAAGCUUUUUUCUCCACA
Molecule: messenger RNA, 2274 nt
Organism: Botrytis cinerea B05.10
Lineage: Eukaryota; Fungi; Ascomycota; Leotiomycetes; Helotiales; Sclerotiniaceae
Exons: 3
Coding region: 287-1888 (533 amino acids)
Biological process (GO): epoxide metabolic process
Molecular function (GO): epoxide hydrolase activity
Source: RefSeq, a predicted model, not a curated record